AUGUCCAGACCGCAAACUUACCAGCAAGAUUAUAUUGCGCGCAUACGAUUCUCCAACGCGCUGCCACCGCCGCCAUGCCCCCCGAAGCUUCUCGACAUACCCAACACGGGUCUUUCAAGCGGACAGUACACAUCGGCAGCUUUUGCGUCAAGGUUGGCCAGAGAACAGCCACUGAACAUUGAGGCGGAUGCAGAACUUGGCAUGCCUAUAGACCUAGUCGGUAUUCCAGGAGUGUUCGACGGCGACGAAUCUGCUAUCCAGGCGCUGCCUCACCCAUCACAAUUACAUCCCGCUGACCGUGCGCUGAUGCGACCUCCCAAUGCGCUAGGCAAGUCAACAGCGAGCGCCUCAAAUGCUUCGUUCUUGCGCCGCACUGAAUACAUUACGUCGAGUACAGCCGGCAGUAAAUCCACUUUCGAGUCGAGUACCUCAUCGAACACGAUGCGAUUGCGGAAGAAGCGCGCGCGCGGAAAUGUCUCGGAAGACGACCCCAUUUAUAUCACUCGCAACAUUUUGAAAGGCUUCAAUCUCGCAUACCCAGAAGAUGCCUACACAGGGCCGGAUACGACUGAAAACUUGCGCCCGGCAGACAUCGAUGUGGAGGCCAAACGCGCGUGGAAGAAUCCCAAGCACCCUCGCAACGACAAGCUGGAACUCGUUGGUUCAUACCCACUGCUCCCAGAUUGGGAUGCUAUCCCGGAUACCGGCAGCUAUGCCAUUUUCAAGUUUGGCGCUGCGCCUAUCAAGGACCCCUCUAACCCCUCCACAUACGACCCACGUCUCGAUGUUUCUAUCCUUCGCCUGGCCGGUGAGACGAUCGAAGAUCGCGGGAAACACAUGCAAGAGCAAGAGGUGUGGAAACAGGACCCUUCGCUACCUACGCCUCUCCCUUGGUUCCACUAUGAGUUCUUCCUGCCUACCGACCGUGAGAGGGUGGCGGGCAUCAAGCGCAAUUUCACGACGAACGACCCCGACUCGUCGGAUCUGCCUUUUGAAGAGACGGUUGAUGAUGAAGGGCGUCCUAGGAAAUACUUCAGAUAUGAGAACAUCCGGACGUAUGAGACCUACAGUCAGGUCAGCAACCUUAACGACCGUUUUGGCGAUACCGUUGCGCUCGCGCUGCACGACCCCGAUAUCCAUACCGAAGAGAAGUUGCGCGAUACCAAAUUACAAAAGGCGGCGUAUUUCUAUCCCAUUGGGCAGAAAUCACAGAUCAGAGCGCGGAGACCUGGUCGUGUCCAGAUGGUGGAGGAAUUCCCAAAGAUAGAUUACCUGGACGCUUCCGGUCGGGCGCCUGACGAGGAGGAGGUCACCAAGCGGGAGGAGGAGCACAGACGGUAUGAUCCGGACGCAGCCUGA
Didymosphaeria variabile is the source of this 1359-nucleotide messenger RNA. RefSeq lists its product as uncharacterized. Gene Ontology annotation, cellular component: Cdc73/Paf1 complex. Gene Ontology annotation, molecular function: RNA polymerase II complex binding; chromatin binding. The coding region runs from base 1 to 1359 and encodes 452 amino acids. Gene Ontology annotation, biological process: transcription elongation by RNA polymerase II. The transcript is spliced from 2 exons. The record is from RefSeq and is a predicted model, not a curated record. NCBI's taxonomy places the organism in Eukaryota, Fungi, Ascomycota, Dothideomycetes, Pleosporales, Didymosphaeriaceae.